GAUUUUCCCAGUAAAAAGAGGGUAAGCAGAGGUCAGUACUUUGUAAACUUCAGUGAUUGCUUAUACAUAAGUUACAUUAUUUAAUUAGAGGAUGAAUAAUGACUACAUUUUUUCUUCAUAUAAGUGAAGAAACAUUCGCCAAGUGCUCUCAUUCCAACACCCAAAACUUAACAGUUUCUUUGGCAUUCGCACACGCAGACUUUCUGAUGAAUAUACAUAUUUGAUAAAAAUUAAAUCGUGAAGGUGAUAACACAACUCAUUAUCUGCAAGUGACAAAUUCUCUUUUGCCCAUGAAAGUGUUUGUGAUAUAAAACUUUGCUCACUUGCCACUCCACAAGUCAGUCGAUAGUCGUUCGUUUCGUUCGCCAAAAGUGUAUUCGUGACUGUGACAAAUAGGUUGAAAGAAAAUGGAGCAAAAGUCCAUGUAUCCCCAUCCGGAUCCCAAUCAGGCUGAAGGCAGUGCAUAUCCCCAUCAGAUGCAGUAUCCACCGCCACAAUAUCCAAUGCCACAGCCCGAGAUGCAGUACGCGCCACCCCCAAUAGUUACCCAGCCAACGACGACAAUCAUAAUGCCACCGCAGGUCGGCCCAGAUCCCACAAUGAUCACCUGUCCUUCGUGCCACAGCACUGUGGUCACGAGGAUGGAGUAUGAGCCCAACACUAGGACUCACAUUUGUGCCCUUCUUCUCUGCGUUUUCUGUUGCUGGCCAUGCGUUUGCGUGCCUUACUGCGUAGACUCUUGCCAGAGUGGCAAUCACUACUGCCCCAGCUGCGGAGCCUACGUUGGCACCUACGAGAACUAAUGAGCCUUCGUGAGAUGUUUUGCUGAGUCUUGGCGUUCUGCUUGGUAAUUUCACUGACAAGAAAGCUGUAUUAUCAUUUACUAAUUUUCUGUAGCAACACAGAGAAUGAUUCAUUUGUUUAAUCUUGAGGAUUUCCUGAGAUAUAUUGCACAAUAUAUUUACUUCUCUGUCUCCAUGUAAUAUUUUAAUAUACCACAAUAAAAGUGCGUCUAGUAAGUUAAGAGAUGGUAAAACAGUGUUCACAAGAUU
Messenger RNA from Phlebotomus argentipes, 1052 nucleotides. RefSeq names its product lipopolysaccharide-induced tumor necrosis factor-alpha factor homolog. Bases 408 to 803 code for a protein of 131 amino acids. Lineage: Eukaryota; Metazoa; Arthropoda; Insecta; Diptera; Psychodidae. The transcript is spliced from 4 exons. The record is from RefSeq and is a predicted model, not a curated record. Gene Ontology annotation, molecular function: zinc ion binding.